Durio zibethinus is the source of this 1925-nucleotide messenger RNA. RefSeq names its product transcription activator GLK1-like. Gene Ontology annotation, biological process: positive regulation of DNA-templated transcription. NCBI's taxonomy places the organism in Eukaryota, Viridiplantae, Streptophyta, Magnoliopsida, Malvales, Malvaceae. Gene Ontology annotation, molecular function: transcription cis-regulatory region binding; DNA-binding transcription factor activity. Gene Ontology annotation, cellular component: nucleus. The record is from RefSeq and is a predicted model, not a curated record.
CCAACCUUUUCCACACUCCACUUUCAGACUUUCUGUGUAAACAAACAGCAACAAGAAACUCAUUAAACGUAUUUAGUGUCUUUAUCUCUCCAUCUCCAUUCAAGUUACUGGGAAAAAAAAUCCUGUUUCUACCAACACCUUGACUAAUACUUAGCCUUAUAGCCUGUAUCAAUUUUCAUGCAAUAGUAUUAAUACAUAUCUGCAUAGAGGAUAUAUAUCUACGUAAAUUUUGGAUUUAAUAUUUUUUUUCUUUGCAGUUUUGUUUAAUCUUUGAGGAGGGGUAAAUAGUUGUUGAAUUAAUGCUAGCUGUGUCACCUUUGAGGAACACAACUAAAGAUGAGAGCAAAGGAGAGAUGGAGAGUUUCACUAUUAGCUCAGAAGAAUUCCCUGACUUCGCCGAUGGGAAUUUACUUGAGAGUAUUGAUUUUGAAGAUCUUUUCGCUGGCAUCGACGUGGAAGGUGAUGCGUUACCGGGUUUGGAGAUGGACCCUGAAAUUCUCGCAGAAUUACCCGCCAGUGGAGGUGAGGAAUCGGAGAUGAACACAUCAGUUGAAAAAACGGAUGAGGAUGAUAAUCAAAGGCAAGAGGAAGAAGAUAAGGUUUCGGGUUCAGGUUCAGGAUUAGGUACGAGCUCAAGCAAAGGCGAGGAGAUUGUUAGCAAAAGAGAGGAACCUAGAGCAGUUAAAACACCUUCCAAGGAUGGUGAUAAGGGCAGAAAAUUAUCGGCACAAGCAAAGAAUAACAAUCAAGGGAAGCGAAAAGUGAAGGUGGAUUGGACGCCGGAGCUUCACAGGAGAUUUGUGCAAGCAGUGGAGCAGCUCGGGGUGGAUAAGGCGGUGCCUUCUAGAAUUUUAGAGCUCAUGGGAAUCGAUUGUCUCACUCGCCAUAACAUUGCCAGCCAUCUUCAAAAAUAUAGAUCUCAUCGGAAGCAUUUGCUAGCUCGUGAGGCGGAGGCGGCAAGCUGGACCCACAGGAGGCAAAUGUAUGGUGCUGCGACCCAAGCAGGUGGAGGCAAGAGAGAUAUGAAUCCUUGGCUUGCACCCACUAUGGGUUUUCCGCCUAUGUCACCCUCACCCAUCCACCACCAUCACCACCACUUCAGGCCUUUGCAUGUAUGGGGUCAUCCCACCGUGGAUCAAUCCUUAAUGAACUUAUGGCCUAAACAUCUAGCCAGCACACCAUCCCCACCGCCGCCACCUCGGCCUACAUGGGGACCUCCACCAGCAGACCCCUCGUUUUGGCACCAUCACCACCAACGUGUACCACAUGGACUAAUCCCAGGAACACCUUGCUUUCCACAGCCACUGGCAACAACAAGAUUUGCUGCACCACCGGUGCCGGGCGUUCUUCCCCAUCAUGCCAUGUACAAAGCAGACCCCGGCAUUGGCGUCCGGCCUGGACUAUCAGGUCCCCACCCUCUCAUGGACUUCCACCCGUCAAAAGAGAGCAUUGAUGCAGCUAUAGAAGACGUUUUAUCAAAACCAUGGCUGCCACUUCCUCUGGGACUGAAGCCGCCAUCUAGCGACAGUGUUUUGGGAGAGUUGCAACGUCAAGGAGUCCCCAAGAUACCACCCUCUUGUACUUGAUCCCUUCAUAGAACAGGUUGGCGACUUUCAAUAUUACAGCGGAAACCCUUAAUUUGACGACAUUGCCCGAAUGUUAGGUUCAUGUAGAAAUCUAAUCUUUCGACUUUUUCUUUUUCUCUUUUUUUUUUUUUAUUUUCUUGUUUUUCCCUACUAAAUUUUUAGUGCAACUUGGCUGUUCUUGUUCCCAUGCGAGGACAGCUUUAUUUAUUAAGCUUGCCGAUCCAUAUAUGUCUGUCUGCUAAUAAAGCCAAUUAUUGUAAUGGUUUUAUGAAUUAGAUUAUAAUAAUGAACUCAUCGUCAAGAGAAAUAGUGAAACCUAACAUUCAGAUGCUUAGAACA